This is a messenger RNA of Haliotis rubra (blacklip abalone), 1705 nucleotides long. RefSeq lists its product as uncharacterized. The coding region runs from base 26 to 1705 and encodes 559 amino acids. NCBI's taxonomy places the organism in Eukaryota, Metazoa, Mollusca, Gastropoda, Lepetellida, Haliotidae. The record is from RefSeq and is a predicted model, not a curated record. The transcript is spliced from 10 exons.
UAUGUAGAGAACACAGGCCGGGGAUAUGUGGACCGUGAGGCUGCUUGGCUGUUACCUGUAUUAUGUAUAUGCAACUAGUGUCAUCAUAUCCGCUGAGACACAACGCAUCUCUGUCAACGAGACGAAAAGCAACUGGUGGGAUGCCAGGAAAAGCUGCAGGAUGGAACCGGGGAGAGAUCUGUAUAUCUCAGAUACACACUUCCUCCCUCAGAACCUACACAGCAAUACUUCCUACUGGUUAGGAGCCAUGAGGUAUUCAACAUGGAUAUGGACAGAAGAUGGUACUCCACUCUACAAGUAUGAUGGGUACACAAGUCUACGGCUGGCGAAGAAUCCAAAAUCGUUGCUUUAUAAUUCCAUUUACGAGUGUCAGCUAAGAUGUGCUUCCAACAGUACACUGGGCCUGAGCGGACAAGAGUGUUAUUGUCUCGAACAAUCUCACACAGUAAACAAUAAGAGUGCAGGCGGGAUGCCGUGUCCAGGAAACCCAGAUGAAAUGUGUGGUGACGCAGGUGGGAUGUCAGUCUAUACACGUGAUACUGGAGGGCUCGGGUUUACACCCACGAGGACUGGAGUAUGUGCUUAUUUGCAAAGGAAACGAGCAACAACAAUUAAGCUUGACUAUUACUUCAACUGUAUACAAGGAAGAAAGCGUAGAUCUGCAUAUUAUCCCCACGAUAGUCUUCCAGCAAGCUGCAGCGGGAGGGUGUGUGUGUCGGCGGGAGUCAAAUCCUGGAUACAGGCCCAUAAGUCAAAUGAUUUGAUCAAACUAAACGCUUCGACAGCAAAAGAUGUACUAAAUUCUUCUGGAUUUAAAUAUCCUUUUUGGAUUGGUCUCACAUUGAAAAGCACAACGAAAUGGGUCGAUGGGGAAUCUGGAUAUGAAGAUCACCAUCCGUGGAUUCGUUCACCAACAUCAACAUGCCUAGCUUUGAGAAAUAAUGGACGUUGGAUGACGUACAUGGUUCCAUGCCAUUUACAACUUGCUUUUAUUUGUGAAGUGUCAACGUCAACACUAUCAUCAACUCAGUCCCCAUUGUCAAGGGGAGAUUCCACGAUUGAACCUUCCCACCCUUCAACCGACAGUCAGUCAGGUGUACGUGCUGAUGGUCCGAGGGGUGUAAUCAUCGGACUGGCUAUGGGCAAUGUGAUUUUCCUCUUGACAGUUAUCGCUGUUGUGAUUCUCCUGCAGAGGCAACGCAAACUGAAUUUGAACAUAAAAGAAAGGAAUCAGCUGAUGAACUCCACAGAAAACACGACCUACGAUGGUCUCGGGAUACAGACAGACAGUGGAGCAUAUUCGGUUGUAACCCCUGACACACUGGACGGGCAGCCAUUCACUGCUGUUCUUGGGGCGACAGUGAACCUCAACGCUCACACUGGCAAAGAUUACGUCAACAACCGUGAGACCGGGGAGGUUCAGUACCACAUCCUCGAGGAGCGCAGCUCUGGAGAAAGAGGAAAAAGUGACGUUAGUUUGUAUGAACAUACGGAAACAGCGGAAGGACACUACGACACCACAAGACAAGAGGAAAGGUUGAGAAAAGCAGAAGGAUCGUACAGUCACAUCGGCGCGAUAAAUAAGGGGUUUGAAGACGGUGACUAUGAUGUCGCUAAUGCAGGACUGGUUGUCAACAGGUUUGAUGACACCUACAACCAUACGUCUGAUACUAAUGUUAGGCCCACUGAUAACUAUAACACAUAA